Molecule: messenger RNA, 1776 nt
Organism: Closterium sp. NIES-65
Lineage: Eukaryota; Viridiplantae; Streptophyta; Zygnematophyceae; Desmidiales; Closteriaceae
Source: the annotation of a GenBank genome assembly
AUGACGUCAGCCGUGACUAAUGGCGAGCCACGUCAGGCUGACGUGGACGAGUUCAGAGAGAGCCUUUCGCGAGCAUCGCGUGUGGCGGUGCUGACAGGGUCGGGUGUGUCUGCAGCAUCAGGCGUGCCUACCUUCAGAGGGGCGGGUGGGCUCUGGCGCACCUAUGAUGCCACGGUGGGUGCCAUGCCACGGUGGGUGCCAUGCCACGGUGGGUGCCAUGCCACGGUGGGUGCCAUGCCACUGUGCCAUGCCAUGGUGCGACGCCAUGGUGUGAUGAUGGGCCAUGGUGUGAUGAUGGGCCAUGGUGUGAUGAUGGGCCAUGGUGUGAUGAUGGGCCAUGGUGUGAUGAUGGGCCAUGGUGUGAUGAUGGGCCAUGGUGUGAUGAUGGGCCAUGGUGUGAUGAUGGGCCAUGGUGUGAUGAUGGGCCAUGGUGUGAUGAUGGGCCAUGGUGUGAUGAUGGGCCAUGGUGUGAUGAUGGGCCAUGGUGUGAUGAUGGGCCAUGGUGUGAUGAUGGGCCAUGGUGUGAUGAUGGGCCAUGGUGUGAUGAUGGGCCAUGGUGUGAUGAUGGGCCAUGGUGUGAUGAUGGGCCAUGGUGUGAUGAUGGGCCAUGGCUGGGUGUGGUGGCACGGUGCACACCCAAUGCGGGCCACGCGGCGCUGGUGCGGCUGGAGCAGCGCUGCCAGCGGGAGGGCAAGGCCUUCACGCUGCUCACUCAGGUGCCCCUGUCCCUCUGCCACCCUUGGUGGUGCUGCAAGUGCCGUGUGUGGUGCCUGUAACAAGCUGCAUGCGUUGGUGCCAUGCCGCUUGUCCACUGCUUUACAGACUACAUGUUGUGAUGCCCCCAUGUCCCGCAUGCCUGCAUGCUCCCACUGCAACGUGGACGGCCUGCCAUGCGCACCCCAGCGAGUGGCUUUUGCGUGCUGCGUUCAUCACUCCACUCUCGUGCCCCUCUUGUCACUCCUGCUCUCCUCUUGCCUCCAUGGCCCUUCAUGCACUGCUCGCUGCGCAUUGGUAGCAUGCCCACCAUCAUCCAUCAUCAUGCCCACCAUCAUCCCUCAUCAUGCCCACCAUCAUCCCUCAUCAUGCCCACCAUCAUCCCUCAUCAUGCCCACCAUCAUCCCUCAUCAUGCCCACCAUCAUCCCUCAUCAUACCUCAUCAUACCCACCAUCAUCCCUCAUCAUACCUCAUCAUGCCCACCAUCAUCCCUCAUCAUACCUCAUCAUGCCCACCAUCACCCCUCGUCAUCCCCUGGAACCCCUCAGAACGUGGACGGGCUGCACACAGCGGCAGGCAGCAGCGCGCUGGUGGAGCUGCACGGCUGCCUCUGGCGCACCCGCUGCCUCACCUGUGGUGACAUCGCAGAGAACCGCACUCAACCCAUCUGCGCUGCUCUAGAGGGCAAGGGAGCGCCCAGCGAGGGUGCCAAGGCAGCGAGCAUUGCUCUCAAGGACCUGCCGCGCUGCACCAAGCUACCCGAUAGUGCAGCUUCAAGCCGACCCUGCAAGGGGUUGCUUCGGCCGGACGUGGUGUGGUUUGGGGAGUGUCUGGAUGCGCGGGUGGUGCAAGCAGCUGAGGACGCCCUCACUGGCUGCGACCUGCUGCUCGUUGUUGGCACCUCGGGAGUUGUGCAUCCAGCAGCGGGGUAUGCUCGGGUGGUGCGGGCGGCAGGGGGGCGGGUGGCGGAGUUCAACGCGGAAGCCACGGCGCUCUCCCCUCUCGCCACCUGGAAGUUCCCUGGAGACUCUGCCAUGCUUCUGCCGCUCGUGCUGGGGUGA